Messenger RNA from Lathyrus sativus (Indian pea), 1782 nucleotides. The record is from the annotation of a GenBank genome assembly. Lineage: Eukaryota; Viridiplantae; Streptophyta; Magnoliopsida; Fabales; Fabaceae.
AUGUCCGUCGUUCCCAAAUCAGAGAAAAACACCAUCGACGUCGACAGCGAUGACGACGCCUCCGCAAGUGCUGUAAUGAGCGACCUUCAUUUACCCCUUCAGCAAAACCCUCCUCAAUCAACUUCAACUCCGUUAGUCUCUGAAAGCCAUAGUUUCUGGAAAGCCGGUGAUUAUGUUGUUGGUCCUACUUCUAAGCCUUCUCCCAGUCAAGGUCACUUGGAUCAUGCGCGAGUUCAUCCUAAGUUUCUUCAUUCUAAUGCCACUUCUCAUAAGUGGGCGUUUGGCGCAAUUGCUGAGCUAGUGGAUAAUGCUGUUGAUGAGAUCCAAAAUGGUGCGACUUUUGUGAAGGUUGACAAGCUUAAGAACAAGAAGGAUAAUUCACCGGUGCUAGGCUUUCUAGAUGAUGGUGGUGGAAUGGAUCCCAACUCACUACGGAAGUGCAUGAGCUUGGGUUAUUCUUCAAAGAAGUCUAAGACAACAAUUGGACAGUAUGGAAAUGGAUUCAAGACUAGUACUAUGAGACUUGGUGCAGAUGCUAUUGUUUUUAGCCGGGCUACACAUUUGGGCCGAUCAACACAAAGUGUAGGUUUACUAUCCUAUACCUUUUUGCGAAAAACCGGGCAAGAUGAUGUAAUCAUUCCAAUGAUAGAUUUUGACAUAUCUGGCCAUUGGCCUGAGCCAAUUGUUUAUGGCUCACUGGAAGACUGGUCGUCAAACUUGAAAACAAUUCUUGAUUGGUCUCCCUUCGCAUCCAAGGACGAGCUCAUGCUCCAGUUUGAGGAUAUAGGAUCACAUGGAACCAAGAUUUUAAUAUAUAAUUUGUGGUUAAAUGAUGAAGGAAUAUAUGAAUUGAGUUUUGAUGAUGAUGCCGAGGAUAUCAUGCUUAGAGAUGAGGCGAAGCAUGGAAAUGGGCAGAAGUUGAACAAAAAAGUUGUUCAGCUUCAGUCGCAUAUUUCUUACCGCAUCCGUUACUCUCUACGGGCAUAUGUUUCACUUUUGUAUCUCAGAAAAUUUCCGAACUUCCAAAUCAUACUAAGGGGAAAACCUGUGGACCAUGUUGACAUUACGGACGAGCUCAAACAUUCAGAAAUUAUUAGUUACAAGCCCCAGCUGGCUGCGGCAAAUGUGGCUACGGUGGAGACGACCAUUGGGUUUAUAAAGGAGUUUCCUGCUAUUAAUGUUUCUGGGUUUAACGUAUACCACAAAAAUCGCCUAAUCAAGCCAUUUUGGAAAGUAAGCCCAGAUGGUUCAUCUAAAGGGAAUGGUGUUGUUGGAGUUCUUGAAGCCAAUUUUAUAGAACCUGCACAUGACAAGCAAGACUUUGAGAGAUCACUGCUGUUCAUACGGCUAGAAGGGAAGCUGAAACAAAUGAUAAAUGAUUACUGGAAGGGUCACUGUGAGUUACUUGGAUAUCAGCCUAUAGGUUACAGGCCACAAAUUGUGCAAAAGGUUGUUGAUCCACAAGAUAUUUGCUCAACAGCCAAGCACCAACAAGUUUUGAAUUUAGAUCAGCCAAAUGAGGGUUUUCAUGCAACCGGCAAGCAAAGUUCGACUUAUGAGCAGCAUGGUAUAUCGAGUGGAGCUUCAGUGUCCAGAUCUAUUGAUGAAAUCUGUGAAGAAAACAUCAAACUUUUCACAAGGUGUGAGGAGCACAGACAAAAAGAGGCAGAGUUGAGAAAGACGGUUGAAGACUUGGAGAAGGAGUUGAAAGAAAUCGAAACCAAGCGUUCCUAUAUUGCUUCAUUCUUUGAGGCCAAGAAGAAGCUGAAGAAUGUAUGGUGA